AUGUUAUUUGUCUGGUUGGCAAUCGUCCUGCCACCCACGCUGGUAUUCGCUUAUGUCGCGUUAUCAGGCCUCUUCCUUCUCAUUCGCUCUGGUCUCCAGGACCCCCAAUCCCGUCGUCUGGCCCCUCUCCUCGUCGCCCUGAUCAUCUCCUCCGGCUACGUCCUCUCUUUCCACGAAGCUUCCCGUCCAAUCUGGAAGGGUGUUGUCGGUCCCUUUGUCUCCCAGAUCCUGCUCCAACUGGGAUCCAUUAUUCUCAGCGCCCCUGUUUUGUCAGGUUCUGGUUCUUCAUCGUCUGGUGCUUCGUUAUUGGAGAAAGGCGAAGAUGCGUUGGUUGCAUCGAUGCAAGCAGCAGGUGUGGUUGGGAAGGACUGGUUGAGUUCGGGGGAGUUGUCGCCAAUUAUUCAGAGGGAGGCGCAUAUCUCGCACCUAGUCGCCCUAUUCUUGGGACUGUUCAUGUCCUCGUAUGUCACCGCCAUGACCGAUUCGCUCAAAAAGAGGAAGAUUCCCAAGAACAUGUACUCGUUCGCGGACACCUCGUUUCGCAUCGUGCUCAGUCUCGAGUUCUAUCUCGGCACCACCCUUUGGUUCCGAUUCUGCUUGGCCCCCGUCGCAGCCUACCUCGGUCUGACCAACGGCCCCGUCGCCGCCGAGAAUGUCGAUUGGAUGGGAUCGCUGGUCUUGGGGUUCUCCCACACGACCGCGUUUGCGUUCGGAAAUUUCUUGUACCAGGAUUAUUACCGCCGUGGGUUUGACAAGAAGCCCGAGUAUGCGUUCAUCAAGUACUAUUCAAUCUACGGAUCGAUCUUUGUCAUCGGAAGGAUGACCACCCAGAUCCUCUGUUCCAUGAGGAGCUGCACUCGUGAAGGAGAGGCUCUGCUCAUGCUUGCCAUCUACUUCUUGGCCUUCCUUCAUGUCACCAUUGAGAACGAGACCUUUCACAAUGUCGUGUGGCCCUUGAUGACCGUGGGCAGUUUCGCGAUCUUCUUCUUAGACGCCUACAUCAAACCCCUGGUGGCCCAGGCCUUCAACACCCUCAUGGCCCCUCUCACAACAGCCCCGCCACUCUUUGUUAUCCUCCUGACCAGUUUCCUCUCCGUCAGCAUCUUUCGUUACCUUCAAAGCGGACCCGCCAUCCCCGAAGACGCCCCCGUCUAUGAGCAGAUCCAUGACCAGAAGCGUCGCGCCUCUUACUUUCCACCACCCUUCCCCAACGGAUGGUACAAACUUGCCCGUUCAGGAGAUGUCAAACCGGGUCAGGUCAUUAGCGUGAAUGGAUUAGGGCGCUCGUUUGCGGUCUUUCGGGGCGAGACGGAUGAAGAGGUUCAUGUCCUGGACGCGAUGUGUCCUCAUCUGGGAGCCAAUAUAGCGAUUGGAGGGGUGGUCGAAGGAGAUGGAGUUCGAUGCCCUUUCCAUGGGUGGAAAUUUGAUGGCAGUACUGGACAGUGCAUCGAUAUCCCUUAUGCGAAAUCAAUCCCGAACAUGGCCAAGACCAAGCGUUGGACUCAUCGAGAGUUUGCGGGCAUGAUUGUGGUUUGGUACGAUGCUGAGGAACGCGAGCCCAUGUACGAGCCGGUGCCCUUCCCCUUGGCUGAGGGCACUUUCAACCGCGUCGGAUACCGUCGUGGAACUCUGCCCAUGCACAUCCAGGACUUUGCCGAGAACGCCUCUGACUGGAUGCACUUCAGUCUACUGCACGACAAGCUGUCGAUCCCGAUUCUGGACCGAUUCUUCUACGUCAAACACCGCACCGAAUGCAACUACGACCCCGAAACCAAUCCCUUCAAUUUUGUCUUCAACGACUACCCAACCGUCCACUCCAUCUUCUCCGACGAGCCCAUCCAAGCCGCCGAAGCCAUGGCCCAAGUCGAGUUCACCGGACCCGGAGGACUUGUCUAUUUCCGAUUCUUCACUCCCAAGGGCCAAGUCGUUCUCAUCAAAUCUUUCCUCCCCGUUGGAGAGAAGGGUCUGCAGUUAACGAUGGAGGACGAGGCGUAUGCGGAAAAGUCGGUUCCGCUCUUCGCAGCCCGCCAUGUGAUCCGGGAGGCCAACAAGGCGUUUGAUGAUGAUAUCUUUGUGUGGCGACACAAGACUUAUAAGCAUAAGCCGUUGCUGGUCAAGGAGGAUACACCCGUCAAGCAGUUCCGGGAUUACUACCGAAAGUUUUAUUCGCCCAACAGUCGUACCUAUGCCCACGAUCAUCUCGACUGGUAG
Linnemannia hyalina is the source of this 2211-nucleotide messenger RNA. The record is from the annotation of a GenBank genome assembly. Lineage: Eukaryota; Fungi; Mortierellomycota; Mortierellomycetes; Mortierellales; Mortierellaceae.